Molecule: messenger RNA, 990 nt
Organism: Chaetomium globosum CBS 148.51
Lineage: Eukaryota; Fungi; Ascomycota; Sordariomycetes; Sordariales; Chaetomiaceae
Exons: 2
Coding region: 1-990 (329 amino acids)
Source: RefSeq, a predicted model, not a curated record
AUGAAAUUCUUCACCCCCCUCGCCCUUCUCAUCUCCCUCGCCUCCGCCCACCCUCAACCCAACAUUGCCACCUUUGAGGAGCAGUUUAUCAACUCCCUCCCUCUCGUCUCACGUUCGGAGUCAUCCGCUGGCAACACCUCUGCCAUCACCCUCGUCGGCUACAAGUCUAUCCCCAUCGAGCCGGAGCACGUCGCCGACUUUGAGAAGGACUACUUCGCCAAUGUCUCGCUGUGGGGCAGGAACCGCAUCUAUGACCGCCAAGCCCGCGCCAUAAGGGUCUACUUCCCCGUUGCGGGGGCCCUACUCCCCCUAGGUGCCCGCGGCGAGCACGUUGAGGCUGACCUUCUCGGCCGGGUCCCCUCGACCCACGCCGACGACACCCUCCAGCUGCUCGGGAGGGGCCUGCACGUGCUCGGCCGCAAGAGGACCGACCACGUCACGGGCGUCGAGGGCAACGUCGUCGAGAACGGCAUCAUCUACCUCUCGGAGCCGGCCAAGCCCGUGCGCCACGUCGGCCGCGCCGUCGUCUACAACUUUGGCGGCAAGGAGCUGCACUCGCACGGCCCGUCCGGCCACCCGCACAAGCGCGCCGAGUCGAAGAAGGGGUGUCUGCAGAAUCACAACGGCAAGAACUGCUCCAAGGCCUACGGCAUCAACAAGGGCCGCUGCAAGAUGAACACCAAGGUGUGCAUGGACUACAACGGUGUUGUCACCGACUGCAAGAACUACUCUUCGGGCUGGAAGAAGUACAGGAACUUUGUCGAUAGCGAUUGUGAUGUGUCGCUGGGCAAGGGCCAUUGCUGGAACGAAAUCAUUCCUGAAGGCAACUAUCGCGAAAACUUGAAUUGGGUUGUUGCGCGGACCGCCUUCAAGGUCUUUAGUGGCCACCGUGACUCGUAUCAGCCCGGUGCUUCUACUCUCAGGGGGUUGAGAAGCGGGUUGUUUUCCCGCUUAGGAGCUAUGUCUGAGCUGAGGUCACUUGAUUUCUGA